This is a messenger RNA of Coccomyxa subellipsoidea C-169, 1158 nucleotides long. RefSeq lists its product as hypothetical. Bases 1 to 1158 code for a protein of 385 amino acids. NCBI's taxonomy places the organism in Eukaryota, Viridiplantae, Chlorophyta, Trebouxiophyceae, Coccomyxaceae. The record is from RefSeq and is a predicted model, not a curated record. The transcript is spliced from 7 exons.
AUGCGACCACCAGAUCUGCUACUGGUGCUACUAAUCCUUUGCAUUUGUUUUAAAACGGCCCACUUGAAGGAUGGGGAGGGCAGGCGUGGUGCCGAGGAGAACACCAGCAAGAGCUUGGACGUGUAUUCGGCGCUGCGAGACCCCAAGACGGGCGACGUGCGCCUGUUCAUGGAGUAUUUCCUCAAUCAUCCAAAUGAAAAGGAGGAGGGGGAACCGGACCCCCCGCCCAAUGACACCUUCCAGGGCUGCGUCUUCAGCCGCUUCAGAAACUUCAGCGAGAAAGUGGAGGUCGAGGCAAAGAAUAUCAGGCAGAUGGCGCCCCCAGGCAACUCCUGGGUGGACUGCAAUACGGAGGAUGAGGAGGUCAAGUUUGUCAAGGUGCAGCUGAAGUCGGGGCACGUGCACCAGCAGAUUGUCAGGGUGGAGGAUGUGCCUACGGAGCGUGCUGGAGCGGUGGUGGCAUGUGUGGCGCCACUCUUCUCACUACGGCCGGACAUCCACCACUGGCUGUACUACUACACGCAGCUGGGAGUAUCGCGGUUCCACAUGUACGUGCCGACGCUGCACGCGCAUGAGCCGGUGCAUUAUGAUGAGCCGCACGAGGUGUGGAUGACUGUGCGCGGAUUCAAUUUCCGGAUGGGCGAGACGCACACAGACCCGUUUCACCCCUUUGACCACCCGCUCGUGCUAAUGUACAACGAGUGCCUGCUGCGCAGCAAGUAUGCUUACGACUACGCGAUGCUGUUUGACGUGGACGAAUUCAUCUCCAUCAACAUGACCACCAUGGGCCGAAAGAAGCCCGUGCCUCUGCCACAAUUUUUGCGCCAGACCUUCCCCUCUAAGGUGGCGUCACUGGAGUUUGCGGCGUAUGCUUACCCCAAGAACUGCCCGGCAACCACUACAGGCAGCUUCUUCGAGCGCCACAGGAUUCGCGAUAAGAACGCGCUGAAGCACCACAUCAAGGUGGUGGUGAAGCCCAAGUUUGUCACCGAGGUCUUCGUGCACUUUGUCAUCGCGGCGGCGGACGGCUGGGAGAUCAAGCACGUGGUUCCGGUGGAGUCUGCAUUCCUGAAGCACAUCGUGUGGCUCUCGCCGAUCCAUGCGGUGUGCCGGGCGUAUGUUUAUGAGGAUACCGGCCUGCCUCCCGGCGAGCCAUGA